AUGGUAAUAAUUAUGUCUGGUGCAAUUCAAUCUGAGGUUGCGCAUGUUAUGCCAAAGCGUAAACGAGGACCUCCUCCUACUUUAAAAAUGCCUACACUUCAAGUUUCAGAAGUGCCUUCAUCUCCUACUAUCAACACAUUAAUACAAAUUUCUCCAAAUCUUUACAUAUCAGGGUACCAUGCAGCUUCAAAUUCUCCUCUCCUGCGGUCUGAAGGAAUAACUCACAUCUUAAACCUCGUUGGUGAAGAAAAAUGCCCAAACAGAUUCCCAGAUCAAUUUAAUUACAAAAGUUUAAAAAUUCCAGAUAACCCAAAAAUUGAUAUUCUUUUUUUCAUAUAUUUCUCCAUCGAAUUUAUUUCAUCUGCAGUUGAAAACGGAGGAAAAGUGCUGAUACACUGCUUAAGAGGCAUCUCAAGAGCACCUACUAUAGCCUGUGCAUUUUUGAUGCAUGAUGAAGGGAUAAGUGAAUCAGAAGCAUUUCGGAGAAUAAAAAAUAUUCAUCCAGAAGCUGAUCCUAACUUGGGAUUUGUAUGCCAGCUGAGGAUGUUUAGAGAAAGGGAAGAAAGGAAAAUGUUUAGAUAUUCAGAAAAAUAUGAUAUGUUUAUUAAUGCUGGAGGAGAUGGAAAUUUAGCUUUAAUGAUUGAUGAUGACGAACUCACACUGAUGAAAAGAGAUAAUUGCAGAGGAAAAGAAAAUGAUUGCGGAUUAGAAUGUGCGAGGCUUUGGGAAAAGUUUAAAGGGAGGCAAGCCUACCAAAUACAAAUUCAAUAA
Molecule: messenger RNA, 771 nt
Organism: Blepharisma stoltei
Lineage: Eukaryota; Ciliophora; Heterotrichea; Heterotrichida; Blepharismidae
Source: the annotation of a GenBank genome assembly